AUUCUCAAACCUUGUAAUCUUGAAGUGUUCAAGGUUCUCUAUUAAUUCCAAUUUAUGAGGAGUUGUUAGUGUAUUUCAUCACAUACUAUAGUUGUUACAAGAAUAGAUUUCUAUCGACAUGGGAAACAAUCUUAAAGGUAUUAAUCGUCUUGAUAAUAUCAAUUUUCCAAGCUACCAUGAACAAUUAGGAAGUAAUGGUGCUAUUGAUGUAACAAAAAUAGAGCAUAAGGUUAUGAACGGUCAUACCGGUGAAUUAUUCGAUAUAGUGAAGUGGAAUUUGUCCUACACCAUAGACAAAUCAAAAUGUAUACUCGAUCUUAGAAGAAUUUCAAACAAAGAAGGAAAAAUCGAUAGUGUAUCUUUUCAACUUAGUGACGAUAGUGGUGAUAUGUAUUCAGAUGGAAAUAUUUGGUUUGUAAUAGCAAAAGACUCAGAUUUUCUCGCAUCUACCUCACCUGCGUUCGUGUUAAAUGGAGGCUUUAAAAAUUGUAGGCAAAAGAAUAAGAAGACUUUUUAUGCAUCAAGUUAUGUUAUGGAAACAUGUGCUUAUCUUUAUGGAAGUGGAAGCAAAGUAGGUUUUCUUGUGGUGGAAGAAAAGAGAAAAAGUGGAGAUAAUGAAAAACCUUGUAAGGUAACUAUAGCACACUAUUAUGCCAUUAGUAGUGGAAAUAUUUUUAGUCAAAAUAAAAUAGAUAUUGGUCUUUCUAUGGUUGUAAGGAUUCAACCAUCAAAUGAAAUUGGUUUGGAUAUUACAAUAGAGGGACCUAUUCAACACCCUUCUGCAGCAUUACAUUACAUGUUUCAUGAAGUGAUGAAAACAGGGAUUUGGAAGCCUACAAUAUGUCCUCAUUGUGCUAGUAUUAAAAGGAAGGAGAGUGAUGAGUUGUUGGAGAGUGAAGAAGAUAGUGAAGAGGAUUUUCCACCACAAGGAUUUUAUGGUCCUAAACUAAAUUUUGGAAGCAUUAUAGCCAAUGGUGGUGCAGUUAGGGGAAAUAACAAUGGCAAUUUGAUUGUGAAGAAACUUUUUCUUAGAAGAUGAUCUUUAGUUAUUUUUUCAUUUGCUUUGUAAUUUUUGUGUGUUUGUUGUUAUCCAAUAAUUAAUGUAAAAUGUCUAAUAGUUUUUAUUAGAAUAAUCGUUAAUAUUAGGCAGGUAUAAAGGGUUAUCAGUUUUAUGAUAUCUAAGAUAAAAGUUUUAUUGUUUCAAGGAAUGUGGUGUUUAAAGAA
Messenger RNA from Cicer arietinum (chickpea), 1224 nucleotides. RefSeq lists its product as uncharacterized. Lineage: Eukaryota; Viridiplantae; Streptophyta; Magnoliopsida; Fabales; Fabaceae. The record is from RefSeq and is a predicted model, not a curated record.